Molecule: messenger RNA, 2033 nt
Organism: Staurois parvus
Lineage: Eukaryota; Metazoa; Chordata; Amphibia; Anura; Ranidae
Source: the annotation of a GenBank genome assembly
AUGGUGGUCACCACAACUACUACAGCCACGGCAGCAACUGCCUCUGCUGUGGCUACCACAACAGCAACUGCUACCACGUUGCCAUGACCACUGCUACUUUGGACUUGCGUGAUUGGCUUUUUCUGUGUUAUGGACUUAUUGCAUUUUUGACAGAGGUAAUAGAUAGCACUAACUGUCCUUAUGUAUGCCGCUGUGACAAUGGCUUCAUCUACUGUAAUGACCGAGGUCUGACCUCCAUUCCAGCAGAGAUUCCAGAUGAUGCAACCACCCUCUACCUCCAGAAUAAUCAGAUAAACAAUGCUGGGGUACCACCAGAGCUGAAAACAAAGACCAACGUUCGAGUAAUCUACUUGUAUGAGAAUGACUUAGAUGAAUUCCCACUAAAUCUUCCUCGGUCAUUGAGAGAGCUCCACCUUCAAGACAACAACAUUCGCAGUGUUACACGGGAUGCCCUUUCUCGGAUACCACUUAUUGAAAAGCUUCACCUAGAUGAUAACUCUGUCUCAACUGUCAGCAUCGAAGAUGAUGCCUUCUUAGAUACCCGUCAACUUCGGCUACUUUUUCUUUCACGCAACCAUCUCAGCAGCAUUCCUAAUGGCUUACCGCACACUUUGGAAGAGCUGAGAUUGGAUGAUAAUCGCAUUUCAACUAUCCCACUUCAUGCUUUUAAAGGACUCGCUAAUUUGAGGAGGUUAGUACUUGAUGGAAACCUACUGGCUAAUCAACGCAUUGCAGAUGACACAUUCAGUCGACUUCAAAAUUUGACUGAGCUGUCUCUAGUCAGAAAUUCACUAGCAGCGCCACCUCUAAAUUUGCCAAGUGCACACCUUCAGAAGCUUUAUUUGCAGGACAAUGCUAUCACCCAUAUACCCUACAACACUCUGUCUAAAAUGAAACAACUACAGAGACUGGACCUCUCUAAUAAUAACCUUACUGCUCUCCCCCGUGGCCUUUUUGAUGACCUAGAGAAUCUGAGCCAGCUGCUCCUCAGGAAUAAUCCCUGGUAUUGUGGCUGCAGUCUUAUGUGGCUACGGGACUGGGUGAAAGCUAGGGCUACUGUGGUAAAUGUGCGUGGCCUGAUGUGUCAGGGCCCUGAGAAAGUCAGGGGAAUGGCAAUCAAAGACAUCACACAUGAGAUGGAUGAGUGCUUUGAAGGAGGUCCCCAAAACAAUGCAGCCUCUGCACAUGCAACUCCUGCACUUCCUUCACUCACUACUCCACCCCAAGGUUCCCUUUUUACACUUAAAUCCAAAAGACCAGGUAUUCGGCUCCCAGAUUCAAACUUGGAUUACCCUAUGGAGAAUGGGGCAGCCACUAAAUCUUUGGUGAUCAGUGUCAAGCCACUGACGGCCGAUAGCAUUCGCAUCACCUGGAAGUCAUCUGUUCCAGCCAGUUCCUUCCGGUUGAGUUGGCUGAGACUAGGACACAGCCCAGCUGUUGGAUCUAUCACAGAAACAUUAGUUCAAGGAGACAAGACAGAGUAUUUGCUAACUGCUCUGGAGCCCAGAUCUACCUACAUAAUUUGUAUGGUAACCAUGGAAACAGGCAACACCUACUUUGCAGAUGAAUCCCCUGUAUGUGCUAAGGCAGAAACAGGGGAUGUUUAUGGCCCUACCACUACACUUAAUCGAGAGCAAAAUGCAGACCCCCUUGCUGGAUUACCUUUGGCAGGCAUUAUAGGAGGUGCCGUCACCCUUGUUUUCCUUUUUCUCAUCUUGGCAUCUAUUUGCUGGUAUGUCCAUCGAGCUGGACAACUAUUAACUCGAGAAAGAGCCUGCAGCCGUGGCAGCAGAAAGAAAGACGAUUACAUUGAGUCUGGCACCAAGAAAGAUAAUUCUAUAUUGGAGAUCAGAGGACCAGGGCUUCAAAUGUUACCAAUAAAUCCCCACAGAGCCAAGGAGGAGUAUGUGAUCCAUACCAUAUUUCCAUCUAAUGGCACCAGUCUGUACAAAAGUACCCAUACGAUAGGUUAUGGCACUCACAGGGGAUAUAGAGAUGCUGGUAUCCCUGACACAGACUAUUCUUACACAUGA